AUGUCCGACGUCAAGUUGUUGCCAAUUUGUGACAUUUUGUUCGUCUUCGCCUCGUUACUCAUCUUUUUCUGUGAUGUUUUAUUCUCUUGCCUUCUGGCCUACUCGCUCGUGCUGCAAGACCACGUCCUUUGGCCGAUUGUAUUUUCCGUAUUUAUCUUCGUGUCGUCGGUGCUGUGUCAAGGGUUCUCGUUCAAAUGGCAUGUCCGAUCCCGGCGCGAACGCUCGCGUCGCAACCCGGUGGUCGACGACGAGCCUAUGUGGAUAACGCAUGUAGUGGUGUUCGUGCACUGUCUCCAGCUUGGAGUCAUAUGGCGGUAUUUGCGCCUAUUCAUUCCGGUGGAGAUCGCCUCAGUCAAGGAGCUGGUCCGCGACCUGUGUAUGCUUCGAGUGAUUCACGCCUUUGCUCAAUCUGUGCCCUUGCUACUGAUGCAGCUGCAUUUGGUUCUUUCAAAAAGCCAAGAGGAGAUUACAGAUCUGGACAAAGUUGCGGCCUCCUUCGCCCUCGUGUCAGUAUGUUGGGCCUUGGCGUCGUUCGGCAAAAAUGUCCGUCGGAAGAACAUGGAUCGCCUCGUCCUCACAUGGCUAGGGAUAGUCUGCCAGUUCUUCUGGCGACUCGGAACCGUUAGUGCUCGAUUCGCGGCGCUCAGUCUGUACACGGUACUCUACGGGGCGUGGAUAUUCCUCCUUCUGCUCCUCCAUUGGCUCACUGUAUUCCUGUGGCUCCUCACGUCGGAUAGCCCCCGCGACAGCGACGCCGACCUCGGUGCCGACAGAAAGAUGAGCAAGUGCGCCCUCGUCGCCUGUCUGUACACAAUAGACUACGUGAAUUUAGAGGAGAACGCAAGCAAACUGAAGUUGAGCGCUUUCUAUUCCGUGAUGCUGUUCGAGAACCUCCUGCUCGUCCUGCUUUGGUGCCUCGUGGACAAGAAAACGAAAAUUGUUUGGUUCGAGUCUCACGCAAUACUCUUAGUCUGGGCAGGAUUCCUCUUGGGAAUCAUGUUCAUGUUCCUGUAUUACAAAUUCUUCCACAUCAACGUCUUGAAACAGCUUUACUCGGACGGAGCGUCCGAGUUGCCUCGCCCCGGCCGUUUGCCACCGUCGAAGUUUCAAAAAACUUCGAACAUGGAGACUACUGGAGUUUUCAAUUGUGUACUCAACAGAGGCAUCAGCCGCAAGAAGAAGAAACCUUCAGCAUUCGUGCCCCCGCCGAACGUCACAUUCCAGCCGGGGGUGAAGAUGUCACAGCCUUUCUGGAAGAGAUUGUCGCUCUCGCGAGAGUCGGAUUCGAGCAUGAUGAAUAGCGAUCACAUCAAGUCGAAACUCGAACAGAAACACCGGAAACAGCUCAUGGAGCUCCAGAAAAUCCAAGAGGAGAUGCAGUCCGGAAGGCUGGACGCACUCGGAGUGUCCACGCCGAUGCCGCCUCACCUCCACGUCGAGCCGCCGAGGGUGAAGAGUGCCCCGUGGAACGGAAACCCCGAGUUCAGCUAUGGCAACAACGCGGCUCUCUUGCAGCGGAUGAUGAAUUUCCCGCUGCAAUACGGUGCUUUCGGACCGAAAAUCGCGGAGUCGAUGGACGGAGACAACGACACGACCGAUACCGAGCGGAUACCUCCUGACGCUCUCUAUAGAGAGCAGGGCUCACGCGGAAAGAGUCGCCAGAGUCGACCGCGUGUAAGAUCUCAUCAUUUCACGAUGCCCCAUACUCAAUUGUGA
Molecule: messenger RNA, 1716 nt
Organism: Galendromus occidentalis (western predatory mite)
Lineage: Eukaryota; Metazoa; Arthropoda; Arachnida; Mesostigmata; Phytoseiidae
Product: XK-related protein 6
Exons: 2
Coding region: 1-1716 (571 amino acids)
Cellular component (GO): membrane
Source: RefSeq, a predicted model, not a curated record